Penicillium macrosclerotiorum is the source of this 3225-nucleotide messenger RNA. Its product is annotated as glycoside hydrolase family 115 protein. The transcript is spliced from 4 exons. The record is from RefSeq and is a predicted model, not a curated record. NCBI's taxonomy places the organism in Eukaryota, Fungi, Ascomycota, Eurotiomycetes, Eurotiales, Aspergillaceae. Bases 1 to 3225 code for a protein of 1074 amino acids.
AUGUUUUUCCCGAUUACGAUCAGCCCACUCGCGAGAUGGUUCGGCAUGAAAAGUCCGACUCUUGAUGCUGAUUGCUGGGUCGGCAACGGAGAUGGCUGCAUCGGCCUUAGUGAGCACUCCACCCGGGGUCUGCUCGGGGUGACAACACCCCGAACAGUGUAUCCCGCCUGUCUAGUGGAGCAAUGGCUUCGUGGGCCAGUCCAAUUGGACUCGAUGCGAGGGGAAGGCAAAGAUGUGCACAGAAUCAGAGUUGAAACAGCUGGGCCUUCGUCACGAUGUGGAAGGAUCUCGUUCUCGACAUCCCGGUAUCAGGCCAUUCCCAGUGAUAUCGACAUCAUGCUCGAAGAGCCUCUCGUGAGUUUCACCGUCUCUCCGGGACUGCUCAACCUAGUUGGCGCGACCAUCCUAGCCGACCCGGCGGACUUUAUCGGAAUUCAUCAUGCAGCCCGAGCGCUGGCGGAAGAUUUCGGUCGAGUCACUCGAGGGAAGGCCAAUCCGUGUGAACUGCCCAAGCCUGGUACGGUGACUGCCCCGACGGCCAUCAUUGUGGGAUGCAUUGAGUCAUGUUGGCUCCUGAAAGACUUGGAAAGGGCAAACAAAAUCGACACGGGCGCGAUCAAAGGAAAAUGGGAGUCCUUUUUGACCACCGUCGUGGAUGAUCCUCUGCCAGGGUGCGCCCAGGCGCUGGUCAUUGCCGGAAGUGACAAAAGAGCCGCCAUCUUUGGCGCCUACACCCUCUCUGGCCAGAUUGGCGUUUCUCCCUGGUACUGGUGGGCAGAUGUCCCGGCCAAGUUUCAUUCGGCAAUUUUUGCCUUGUCCAUCCAAACUAUACAAGGCGAGCCCAGCAUCCAAUACCGAGGCAUUUUCAUCAACGAUGAGGCUCCAGCACUCACUGGUUGGGUGCGGGAGAAAUUUGGGAAGUAUAACACACAUUUUUAUAAGAAGGUUUACGAGCUCCUUCUGCGCCUCAAAGCAAACUUCAUGUGGCCAGCGAUGUGGCCAGGUUAUCCCAACCCUGGUGCCGUCUUCUUUUUGGAUGACCCGGAGAACCAGCGCAUCGCGGAUGAGUACGGCAUCUGCGUCUCAACCUCUCACCACGAGCCGAUGCAGCGGGCCUCGACGGAGUGGUUCAAUGAACAUGCAGACGGGACAUGGGAUUGGAAUACACACCGCGACGAGAUCGUGCAGUUCUUUCGAGAGGGUGUCGAGCGUGCGCAGGGUUUUGAAUCCUACUUCACCAUAGGAAUGAGAGGGGAAUAUGACAAACAGAUGGCAACCGAUGACCCAGGCGCAGUCCUUCGUGAUGUACUACAGCAGCAACGUAAACUGUUCAAAGAAGUCCACGGCCGUGCAGAUGCCGUCCCUCAGGUGCUCGCACUAUAUAAAGAAGUUCAGGAUUUAUAUCAGGCGGGAGAAUUCACGGUACCCGAUGAUGUGACUCUUUUGUUCGCAGAUGAUAAUUUUGGGACCUUGCGGCGACUACCUUCUGGGCCCGAGAAAACGCGAAAGGGUGGCGCAGGAAUAUACUAUCACUUUGAAUAUGUUGGAGCACCUCGAAGCUACAAAUGGAUCAACUCUAACUCGCUGGGCAAAACAUACCAUCAGCUCUCCGAGGCUUAUCACCGGAAUGCACGAAAAAUUUGGGUAUUCAACGUAGGAGAUAUUAAGCCCAUUGAAUUACCUCUGACAUUCGCAAUGGAAAUGGCUUGGAAGAUUGAUUCGAUCAAAGCAGACAAUAUUCCUAAAUUUCUGAGAGCACUGGCCGGUCAAUAUUUUGAUCAAGGGCUGAGUCUCUCUGUUGCUUCUACCUGGCAUGAGUAUGAUCGUCUGGUCAGUCUUCGAAAGCACGAACAUAUCGAACCAGACAGCUUUUCGUUACUUCACUACGAAGAAGCGGACAAGAUUGUGAAGCGAUGGCGAGAGCUAGAGGCCGCUGUGGACGCAAUCUAUGGCCAAGCAUCCGCGGAAGAAAAGGCGUCGUUAUGGGAACUCGUCGUUCAUCCGGUGAAAGCGAGCUCUAUUUUCACUCAGUUGCGCGCUGUACAGGCAUUAAAUCAACUGCACGCACGUCAACGGCGCAAUUCGACUAACACACUUCUGCGCAAGGCACUCGAUUUGUUCGAUGCUGAUUUUCGACUGUCUCAAGAUUUUCACUCUCUGUUAGACGGUAAAUGGAAUCACAUAAUGUGCCAACCACAUAUUGGAUACGGUGACACCUGGCACGCCCCAUCACGGGACGCAAUCUUUGGUCUCGCGUAUGUCCAACGAUAUCAAGACAGCAACAUCAUUGUUGGUCAGAUGGGUGUUGCCGUUGAGGGACACGAGGGUAUUCGAGCAGGACGCAUCAAUGAGGAGAGCGAGAGAACGCAUCCCAGCCGUCGAGACCUAGUUCCAGGUCUAACCCUUGGUCCUAUCAGUCGCUAUGGACCGGCGAGGCGAUGGUUUGAUAUUUUUACGAGAGGCACACUCUCAAUUCAUUGGGUGACCUCGGUACCUUAUACUUGGAUUCACAUAUCCCAAGAGGAAGGUACUCUACAGCCAGAUGGAGCCGAUGCACGCAUAUGGAUCACAAUAGACUGGGAUACAGUUCCCGAUGGCUUUUCUGGUGAGGUUUUGAUCACUAUCUCAUCAAAGGAAGGAGACUUUGAACAUGUCCAUCUCCCUAUCCAAGCACGGAAAGCUCCCGCGUCCUUUAUUGGUUUCGUUGAGUCUGAUGGCUGCGUCUCUAUUCCAGCCUCGAGAUCGCACUUGAAAGACCCCUAUCAACAUCAUCCAGACCUUGGCAGAUUAAUUGACGGAUCGAUCACCUUGGAUAGUACACGCUCCUUUGAGAAUACGACCGAUAUACCCUUCCUUGACUACCCAAUUUACCUCUUCACGGAUUGCGUGUCAGCCACACUUUCAUUGUAUUUCAAUAUGACACUCGACAUUGAUCCCGCUUGUCGAAUGUCGUACGAUAUGAUCAUUGAUCAUCAGCCUCUUCGGAGAUAUUUGCUUCUUCCAGCAUCUCAUGAGAAAAAGGACAAAUUACCUGCUGAGGGUUGGCUCACGGCCGUCAUGGAUGGCGUCUGGAAGAAAGACCAUUUUCUUGGUCACCUCAAGCCUGGGGCUCAUACAAUUCAGAUCAGAUUGAAUCAUUCCAAUUUGCUGCUGGAGAAUUUGGUAUUGGAUCUUGGUGGUGUGAAGGAAAGCUACCUUGGGCCGCCUCAGGCUGUUACCGUGUGA